AUGACUGCGGAAGCUGGAUCGUCCGCGACGUACAAUGCUGGCUGCCACUGCGGCCACAUCACGUUUUCUGUGACUCUAUCGCCUCCACUGCCCGAGCAACAGGUGUUCAAUUGCAACUGCUCCAUCUGUCGCAGUGCUGGAUACCUCAUCGUGUAUCUGGAGAAAGACGAGGUCGAGUGGCACAAUGAUUCUAGGCCAAAGUGCAUGAACUACCAGUUCAACACCAAGAAGAAGGACCAGAUGUUUUGUCCGAAAUGUGGCGUAAGCAUUGGCAUCGACUUUCGAAGACCCAAGACCGAAGAUCCAAAGGGGAAGAAGGCAUACGGAAUCAGUGUCCGCACUUUCUACGGCAUCGAUUUGGACACCUUGAACUACCAAAAACUCGACGGACUCAAUCAAUGCGCCGAUAGCAGCCUCGACUUUGUUAGCUUCAACAGCCCAGAUCUUGACCUUGAUCCUGAUCGCGGCAGCCCCGCGGUCAGACACAACGACGUCAUCGUCGACGGAGCUUGA
Molecule: messenger RNA, 513 nt
Organism: Emericellopsis cladophorae
Lineage: Eukaryota; Fungi; Ascomycota; Sordariomycetes; Hypocreales; Bionectriaceae
Product: centromere protein v
Exons: 5
Coding region: 1-513 (170 amino acids)
Molecular function (GO): carbon-sulfur lyase activity
Source: RefSeq, a predicted model, not a curated record